Priceomyces carsonii is the source of this 1590-nucleotide messenger RNA. RefSeq lists its product as uncharacterized. Bases 1 to 1590 code for a protein of 529 amino acids. The transcript has a single exon. The record is from RefSeq and is a predicted model, not a curated record. Lineage: Eukaryota; Fungi; Ascomycota; Pichiomycetes; Serinales; Debaryomycetaceae. Gene Ontology annotation, molecular function: catalytic activity.
AUGUCAAUUGUGUCAUUAGAAAUUGAUCCCGACAACAAGAUCACCUUAGAAGACCUUCAUGCCCAACCUGCUAAACUUGGAGUUAAGCUUCGUCCGGAUGAGGUGAAUGACUACUACAAAUUUCUUUGUGCUAUGGAUAAAUCGGUGAAGAAGAUUCUAGCUAUGGAUGACUAUCUUCAACCAACAGAUUUAAAAAGGUUUCCCCGAAAGAAUAUCCAUAGACCAGAUGAAUCAGAAAACAAGAUGGGAGCAUGGGCUUAUAAAGUUACCAUUGAAGAUACAAGACCCGAGUUAUCUAAGUUUAGGCCAUUAGCCCAUAAAAGUGUGUGCUUUAAGGAUUGUAUUGAUGUGGCUCAGGUCUAUCAAAUUUUAGGAACUGAUACUCAUAUACCAUGGAUUCCAGAUGCCGAUGCCACUGUAGUUACAAGGUGCUUGAAGGCUGGUGCAAAAGUCGUUGGAUUAGCAACUUGCGAAAACCAAUCAUCGAGUACUUCUUCUAAUACAGCAUCUACAGGAAAUGUUGAAAAUCCUUAUGGGACUGGUUACUCUGCUGGAGGAAGCAGCUCAGGGUGUGGAUAUUUAGUUGGUUCUGGAGAAGUCGAUCUUGCGAUAGGUGCUGAUCAAGGAGGCUCGAUCAGGAUCCCUAGUGCACAUUGUGGGCUUGUGGGUUUUAAGCCAACAUUUGGAUUAGUUCCAUAUACCGGCAUAUGUAGUUUGGAAACUAACAUUGAUCAUGUUGGGCCAAUGACGAGAUCAGUUUUGGAGAACUGUGCUUUAUUGGAAGUAAUUGCCGGUAAAGACAACUUUGAUGAUCGCCAAGGUGACGCUCCUACAGUUGAAAAUGUUCCAAGAUACAAGGAAAUAACAGAAAAAUCUAACUUAAAGGGUAUGAGGAUUGGUAUAUUAAAGGAAGCAUUAGAGGUGCCUGCUAUGACAGAGAAUGUCAAAGAAAAGUUUUUGGAAGCAGCGAAACGUUUUGAGGAACUAGGUGCUGAAGUAAUUGAAAUUUCAAUCCCAUAUCACAAUUUGGCUCCAGAAAUUUGGAUGGUAGGUCAAAGAAUCGCUGGUUCUGUAAAUAAAUUGGGCUUACAAACUGGUCGUCGUAUUAUCAAAUCUUCGAAGUACUUUGAUCACAGAUUGCCAUUCACUCAAGAAUCGUUUGAUAAAACACCCGUCAAUGUUAAGAACGGAAUAAUUAAUGGAUUAUAUCUCUCAGAGCACUACCCCGGUCUUUACUCCAAGUGUAUUAAUUUGAGCUUCAAGGCAACUGCUGAGUAUGAUCAAGCGUUGGAAAAAGUUGAUGUUCUCAUCACCCCAACUUGUCCAAUGGUAGCACCACCUCAUGGAGCUAGGGAGGGUUCUCCACUCGAAUUAAUUAGGAAUACCAUUGGCUUGAAUGCGAAUACUGGUAUCUUCAACAUCACUGGUCACCCUGCUUUAUCUCUUCCAAUAGCAUUCUUACCUUCAAUUGACAAUCCCAAUGUAAAACUUCCAAUUGGCUUACAGAUCAUUGGGAAGAAAUGGGAUGAAACUACAGUUUAUAAAGCGGCCUAUGGUUGGGAAAAAGAGACCAACUGGAAAGAAUUUUAG